UUGACAGAUGUACGUCUAUCUAUCCCUCUUCAAACACCUAUACUGCUGUUAGUAACACGUGUAAUUCUAUGUCUUCCACUUACUGGACGAAAUGGUUAAUUCCAUCUCCUACUUCCCUCCCUUCCUUUCUCAAUUCUCGCUUAUGCUUCUCUGCUGCCAAAUUCUCUUCCCAAAAUUGCUGGAUUCUCCCACAUUUUUAUGUCACAUUAGAGGAAAACAAUGAAAAUAAAUGGUUGUGCAUAAGGCCAAUAGACGAUGGCGGUAACCACGCUGCUCCAAUCGAGAAUUCAUUCAAGCAUGAGUUGAAUGGAGUUCGUUUUGGAGCUCGAGGCACUGGGCUGCUCCAACUGAUUGAGACUUCUCAUCUCCAAAGUAGACCAGGAGUUUACCUGUAUCUUAUUCAUGCAUGUUUCAUGAUCAAUGCAAUUGAUACUAGGUGUUAGCUUCUUGGAGCUUCAACCUUCUGAAAUUGCAGCGGCAAUGGCAUUGUCUGUCUCGGUCUUUCGAGAAAAAAGCAGGCAAAAGACAUUGAAAGGCCAAUACAGUUACCUUACUUCUUCACAUAAGUACAAGUUGUACAAGACGAACUUUUUAAUUUCCUUUGCUUUGAUUCUUGAGGUAUUGGCUUAUUCUUUAAUUUAUUUUUGGAAUUAA
This is a messenger RNA of Nicotiana tabacum (common tobacco), 654 nucleotides long. The record is from RefSeq and is a predicted model, not a curated record. Lineage: Eukaryota; Viridiplantae; Streptophyta; Magnoliopsida; Solanales; Solanaceae.